AUGCUGACCUUCUUGUUGAGACCUGUGGGCAUUCUGUGCCUGUCUUCAGGGUUAUUGGUAAUGGCUCAAUUUGGAGGAGACCUCUCACCCAGGAUGAAUCAAGCUUACCUGACUCCCUUCCACAUAAAGAAUCGCAAUGUGGGUCUGAAAGUUGAAGGUUCAAGCUUCACACUAGAUGUCUCUUUCCUGAUCAUAGCAGGCACUAUUCACUAUUUCCGGGUGCCCAGGGAGUACUGGAGGGACCGCUUGCUGAAGCUGAAGGCCUGUGGCUUCAACACUCUUACCACGCAUAUUCCCUGGAACCUUCAUGAGCCAAGAAAGGGCUGGUUUUAUUUUACUGCAAACCUGGAUUUCAUGGCUUUUAUAUCCAUUGCUUCAGAGGUGGGGCUGUGGGUCAUUCUGUGUCCAGGCCCCUAUAUUGGUAGCGACUUAGACCUUGGAGGCUUGCCUAGCUGGUUACUCCAGGAUCCAAAAAUGAAGCUGAGAACAACUUACAAGGGCUUCACUAAAGCAAUGAACCACUAUUUUGAUGAGCUUAUUCCCAAGAUAGUACCACUCCAGUAUGGAAAGGGAGGCCCCAUCAUUGCUGUGCAGGUUGAGAAUGAAUAUGGUUCAUAUCAUCGGGAUAAAAGAUACAUGUCCUAUAUUAAAAAGGCCCUGGUCACAAGAGGGAUCAAGGUGUUGCUUAUGACUGCUGAUGAUGGAAAAGAACUGAAAAGAGGCCACUUAAAACAUGUAUUUUCCACUCUCCACCUGAAAAAUAUAAAGAAACUUAUGAUACAUUCUUUUCAAUUCAGAAUGGGUUGGAGGAGGAUCUCAGAAUGGCCCAAUCUCCUAUUUUUCAUUGCAGGGGUUCCCAUGCCUCAGCGACCAGAUUUAAUACCUAAGGCAAUAUAUAAGUCACUGCUAACACCAUACUACAUUUCACUGUGGGAUGUCAUACCCUACCUAAAGGAGGCCAUCAGCUCUGUCAAGCCCAUUUGCAUGGAGAAGCUGUCUGUGAACCAGGGGAAUGGUCAGUCCUCUGGGUACAUACUUUAUGAGGUUAUGAUCUCCACUGGUGGCCUCCUUACCACAAAGAAUCAUGUUCAAGACCGAGGUCAGGUGUUUUUGAAUGAGAAUUAUCUAGGGGUCCUGGACCAUUUCACUAACCAGCUGACUAUUCCCACCAAAAUGGACUACAAGGAUAUCCCAACACUGAGGAUCCUGGUGGAGAAUCAAGGCCGCCUUGCCUAUGGGCAGGACAUCAAUAAGGAGAGAAAAGGAUUAAUUGGGGAUAUAUAUCUGAACAAUUCUCCAUUAAGAAGAUUUAAAAUCUACAGCCUGGAUAUGAAAACUAAAUUUCUAAAAAGGGACCUUCCUAACAUUUGGAAACCAGUCUCAUUCAAACCUCGGGGCCCUGCCUUCUUCCUUGGUAUCCUGAGAAUGGGUAAUUACCCCAAAGACACCUUCAUAAAAAUGGAGGGUUGGAUGAAAGGUGCAAUAUUCAUCAAUGGACGAAAUCUGGGGCGCUACUGGAAUAUAGGUCCCCAGGAGGCCCUUUACCUUCCAGGACCCUGGCUUCAUCCUGGAUCAAAUGAGAUCAUUGUGUUUGAAGAAUUUAGACCUGGCCAGGAGAUCCGGUUCACAAACAUAUCUCAUCUAGCAUGGUAUAAACCAGCCCUGGGGUUAGUUGACAGGCUUUUUGGGAGCUUGGGAGAGUGGGUAACCACAGAGGUGAGCUGGCACUGCAUCAAGGCUGCUGAGAAGACUUCCAACCCAAGACCAAAAGGAAUCAUAACCGGACUUCAGACCAAUUGUACAAGGAGCUGCAUUCCUCCAAGAGUAAAGAUCCUGAGUCCCUUCUGCAUGUGCAAAUGCCAGGAGAGCAGCAGCACCCAGGUGGAUCAGGACUUCCACAGUCCAAAGAGGUUGAAGAGCAUGAAUUCCCUGCUUGGCCCUUCCUUCGCUGUUCCGCCACACUGCCCGUCUCUCAGUCCAAGCUGCCAAGGAGGAAACAGCAAGCUAGAAUCAGGGGAUACUUGUUCUCCAUUGCCAUGUCAGUGUAACACUAUCGACGUCCAGCCGAUAACUGAUUCACCAUCCCUGGCUUACUAA
Molecule: messenger RNA, 2097 nt
Organism: Leopardus geoffroyi (Geoffroy's cat)
Lineage: Eukaryota; Metazoa; Chordata; Mammalia; Carnivora; Felidae
Product: beta-galactosidase-1-like protein 2
Biological process (GO): carbohydrate metabolic process
Cellular component (GO): vacuole
Molecular function (GO): beta-galactosidase activity
Source: RefSeq, a predicted model, not a curated record